AUUUUGGGGGCCGACACAACUGAUUUAAGUGGUGGUUAGAAGCAGUGGAUGUGUGCGGUAAGAAGACUCGGUGAUCUGUAGUUAGAAACAUACUUAACUGAAAAUUACCUUUAAUCAGAACGACCUGACUGACUAUCAUGUUGAAUAUGACAGGCAAUAUGGAGGGCAUGGACCCAGAAAUGGCCAGUAAAUCGGCAUUCAUGGAACUACAGCAGCAGUCAAUGUCAGGAGGCAUGGGGCACCCGGCUUACAAUAUACGUUCUGGGUACCCUCCACAGCAUUCUCAACACGAAAUGUUUCCAACUUCUCAACAUACACGUUCGUUUGGGUACCCGUUUUCAAUGAAUAGUAUGGCCCCGUCUGGAUAUAAUGCUGUCCCUCCUUCUCAUCAUUUUCCAAUGUCCCCAUACCAGCCACCUUCACCGACUCGAGACGAUAAAUCUCAAGUUGAGGAACAGCUAAGAAUAAACGGCAAAGGAAAGAAAUUACGCAAACCACGAACAAUAUAUUCCUCCCUUCAGCUACAACAGUUAAAUCGUCGUUUCCAGAGAACUCAGUAUUUGGCAUUGCCAGAAAGGGCCGAGCUGGCCGCAUCCCUAGGUCUUACACAAACACAGGUCAAAAUUUGGUUCCAGAACAAGCGCUCCAAAUACAAGAAAGUGAUGAAACAAAACCCUAACGGACCCCCACCUCAGUUAGCUAAUCAAGGUCAAGCCUCAUCACCCCCUCACGGUCAACAGCCUCCUCAGCAACAACACACCCCAACCGACAUCCCACCCACACAGCCAACAACGCCCAUUCAACAAGGUAGUCAGGGCGGACAACAACCUCCGUCAAUGUUACCCGUUUCGUCAUCAAUGAGUCCCCAGCCGCCGUGUUCAUGGUCUGAUAUCAGUAACAAUAACCCCUCAUCUAACUCUUCGUACAUGUCAAUGUCUCAAUAUUCAUGGUACCAUCAGAACGCAAUGCCUCAACAACAGUCGUUGCUAACAUAAAAAUUGCUAAAAAAAUACUUAGAGAUUUAAAAUACUCAGCUGUGACAAUAUUGUUAUUGUGAUUCCAUAGAAGUCAGAGCACUCGAUUCUACGGAGCUGAUUCGAAGUCUACUUCCAGGAAGGUGCUUUCUGUUGUUCGAGAAGAUCUUGAACUAUGCUGGAAAUUGGAGGGUGACUGCACCAUUAAGAUCUACUUAAGGCCAAGGAGUUUGUAGCAAAGCAAUUCGUGGAAACAACCUCUCUACAAACUAAAGGAAGUGCCAACAAUUUUUGCUGGAAUCGUGAAAAUACUAGAGAGAAAAAAAAACAAGAUCAAAUAAUGUAACAAAAUGUGCUCAAAUAUUGUAUUCCGGGACGAAUGUGCAAAUUGUCUCAUCGUACAUGUAAUAAGGAGAUACAUAUAAUAACUUUUAUCUAUAUCUCUGUGUAUAUGUACAUGUUUAAGUAUUGUUUAUUGUAUAUAGAGUAUAAGUAAUUUGACAAUGACAAUUAGUUUAUCAGAAACUAUAUAAUAAUAUAGAAUAUAUAUGAAUUGUGUUAACAGUGCUGCUGCCAUGGAGAAAAACAUUUAAACAUCAUACUAUAAUUCGGAUACACAUCCAACCGAGCAAAAAAGAAAACAAAAAUCGUUUAAAACCAGAGAUAUCAAAAUUUAUAAAUUUUGAAUAUCAAACUUGGCAAAGUGCUUAUAAGAACUGAUUUCCUUAAGUUGGUAACUAUUUAGGACCAAUACACCUUCAUUUUAAUAUAAGUGGUUUGUGCUCAAAAACAAAAUCAUCAAUGUAUUAUUUUCACACUUAUUAUUCCUGAAUUCAGUCUUGCUCAUGUAUCUGUCUUAUGUAAAUGUGUGUGAGUGAAUAACGAACUGUCUUAAUCAAUAAAGACACGUCAUUCCUUAGAGCGACGCCAAAGGCCAACCGAAUAGUGAGAAGAACUUUGAGUUAUUUGGCAAUUAUUAUAUGUUAGGAAUGAAAAGGGCUAAAUUACCAUCGCAUCCAUGGUUAAAUUAUCCUAUAGCGGUCGAUGGUAAAUUGCUACCUUGGAACCAGCGAGCUUCGCGAUUGGCAGAAUGUGGGGACCGUGAUUUUUAGCAGAUGACACAGUCAUAGAAACUCAUUAUUUCUAGAUGAUGGCUUCGACUUUCUCUUCGGAUUUUAUCGAGUUUUUGCACUAAAUUAUAGAUAAUGACUUUAUAAUCCAAUGGAAGAAUUCAUAUAUCAAAAGGGUCGAUUCUUCAUGAUUAGCAAUUUAGGUCGACAUAUUCCCAUUCCAUUGCGUGUAGCCUAGAUUUUAUGUCAAUAGUAAUUUCUGAUGUAUACAUAAACGCAUACCAAUCUCGCAUCCAUAUUAACAAUAAUCGUAAUGAAAAAUAUAUAUGUUUUGUUUUUACUGUUUAAUUUAAUUUAUUUUUUAAAGUAAUUGUAUAAACAUUUUUUGGGAUGUAUGAAAUAGAUUUUAUAAUAAUUUAUGUAUCGUUUCUGAUUUUGUGAUUAUUAAGAUACCGUUCGUUUCAAAUGUGAAAUAAAUAACUUUCU
Messenger RNA from Patella vulgata (common limpet), 2530 nucleotides. RefSeq names its product homeobox protein DLL homolog. Gene Ontology annotation, biological process: regulation of transcription by RNA polymerase II. The transcript has 3 exons. Gene Ontology annotation, molecular function: RNA polymerase II cis-regulatory region sequence-specific DNA binding; DNA-binding transcription factor activity, RNA polymerase II-specific. The record is from RefSeq and is a predicted model, not a curated record. Lineage: Eukaryota; Metazoa; Mollusca; Gastropoda; Patellidae. Bases 138 to 995 code for a protein of 285 amino acids.